AUGGAUUAUAAAGAGGAGCAAACACAAGAACUUGAAGUAUUAAAAAGUAUAUAUCCGGACGAACUAGAGGAGAUUACCGAAGACGAAUUUCGAAUAAUACUUGAACCCGAAGAACAAGAAAUAGAUGCGCCAUUAACGGUAGCAUUACGUAUAAAAUUUACUCCAACAUAUCCAGAAAGUUCUCCUGAAAUAAACAUUGAUAUAAUCAAGGGCGAAUUAUCAGAUGUAGAGCAAGAAGAGUUUUUGAAUGGAUUGCUUAAAGUGGCAGAAAGUUCGCUCGGCAUGCCAAUAGGAUUCGAUUUGGUAACAUCGUUGAAGGAUAUGUUAACAUCUUAUGUUGUUGAAAACAAUGAAAGGCGGAAGCGGGAAACGGAAGAGAGACUUCAGCGAGAAAUUGAGGCCGAGCAAUCCAGGUUCCGUGGGACCAGAGUUACGGUAGCAUCAUUUCUAGAAUGGAAAGCACGAUUUGAUCAGGAAUUACUUGAAAAGGAAGAAGCAGCGAGAGGAAGCGCUAUAAUAAAACGCGAGGAAGCCAAGAAACAGAAACCGACAGGCCGACAGUUAUUCGAACAAGAUGAAACAUUGACCAGAUCGGAUAUGACAUUUGUUGAAGAGGGAGAUGUAGCCGUUGAC
Paraglomus brasilianum is the source of this 633-nucleotide messenger RNA. The record is from the annotation of a GenBank genome assembly. Lineage: Eukaryota; Fungi; Glomeromycota; Glomeromycetes; Paraglomerales; Paraglomeraceae.